CAUAUGGUUUGUGCAGUUCACUUUAUUUGUGAAUUGUGGCUAACUGCGCAUGCUGAUUAUUCAGUAGUAGAUAUUUUCAACUGUGAACGACAAUGACUAAAUGAUUAUAAAUUCCAAUUCCCACUUGGAGGAUUUAGGAAGACUGCCUAUGUACCGUAACCCGGAAGCUUGCACUGACAUAAGUAAUUCGUUUUAGGAACAACAUGCAGUCCAAGUGGACAGUAGUACUGCAACAGUUGAUUGCAGUGUUUCUCGUCAACGUUCAUGGUCGACUGAACAUGUCCUCGCAGCCUUUCUAUACGCUUCCAUAUCAAGGCAUUCGAAUUGCAAUCUACAGAGAGGUUAGCGCUGCACGACACAGUCCACUACUACGCUCCAGUUUGUACCCUGCUGCCCACCUCGACAACGGUUCACCUGGACAGUAAUUCAUCGCCGUAUUCAGUUAUCUUCAAGGUAAAGCUCUGGGACACUGAUGUGGAAAGCCACGUACGAGAUUUUGUGUUGCGAAAAACCGGCAACAUGUCCGUGGAGGUUCUUCCUGUCCCAUUCGGCUACGUCCGUUUCCAGUUAUUGGGUCAUCAUAAAUUCCGUUUAGCAGAGCAGUGGAUACCGCUAAGCACACAUCCAGCAAUUGCAUCCGGCAGAAUUCGUUGCACAUCGGAGAAGCAGUGCACUCGCAUUGCUCGGCAAAUUAAACACGACGAACAUUUUGCUUCCGAUCUGAUGAUGCAUUUUUCAACACGCAACAGCAUUUCUUACCGCAAAACAGUAGUAGACGUCACAUUUAACCAUAUCUUGCUUACCCCUACCUUCACAACUAUCGAAUCUCGUGACGGAAAUCGUAAUUCUGUCUGCAUGAAAUUUGAGGAUUUUACCGAUCUGGGUUAUGACUUAAUGGAUGUUGUUUUUGAGAGCGAAUUAAAUGCCGACGAAUUCCUGGAAGAGGAUCAGGUGCAGAAAGGUCAUGCCCGCAUUUCCGGAUUAUUACGGCCCAAAGUCACUUCAACCGCGCAUUUAGCUGAUGGUUGGAACGAGGUCUUCUGGCGUGUGGAAAAUGAGCGACCGGAUCGCAAGGCGGCUACUUUUACCGAAUUAUUUUCCAACAACCGGAAAUGGUUGCAGCUGCUGAUGAGCGGCAGUCUGACGGAUGGCAACAGCAGCUUCACUUUUCCUACUUCCUAUGAAACACAAGCUUUCAUCGCUGUGAUGAAAGACAUCCGCGAAUCAGAAGAUGUUAUUAAGUGGAAUGGAGAAGCCUUCAUUGUUAAACCGAUGGCUGUGCACUGCAUAAAUAUAACCGCUUUGCGUAGCAGGGAGGCCAUCGGAAAGGUCACGGUGCGAAUUAGCAACAGCCAUGCUGACUACAGUGCUUUAACGAAUUUGAACGCCGCCUCUGCAGAAGCCCCUCGUGUACAGGUAACCAGCAGCGAAAGUGCGGAAGAUCUGGCUGCUGCCAAUUUUACCGUGCUGCAACAACAAAUGGAAAGUUUAGCAAUGGAUGCGCACAGAAAUUGGAGCUCAGUUGUGCAGAAGUUCAACGCUCUGAGUACGACGUGUAGCGGCAUUGUUAACAUCAGCGUAUUCAAUACCGUGACCAGUCGGUUCCUGUCGGAUUUCAAUACUCUUGCGGAAAAAGUGUCGGUUUUAAAAAAUAAUGUAACCGAACAAGUUCACAAUCUGUUACGGAGAGAUACUGAGUUGGAAUUAAAAAUUACUACAGCCCUAGGUGCGGAUUCGACAGUUGCCGAAACAACUAACAAGAUCAGCAUGCUGCGCAGUGACCUGCAGGUCGUCAAAGAAGAUCUGGUGAGCUUGAAAGCAAACGAUGCGACUUUGGCACUGCAAAUUCAACAGCUCAACAUCCUUCCGAUUGGGACGAUUGUCGCAUUUCCAACUGGCCACGUUUUACCAUCGUGUUGGUUAAAGUGCGACGGACAGUAUUUCAGUUCUCUUUCGUAUCCGCAGCUGGCUCGGAUAUUCUCUGAUCAGCGACUUCCAAACCUUGCAGGAAAAUUCCUUCUGGGUCCUGAUACAUCGGAAUAUCCACUCGGCAGUACGGGCGGGGAAAAACAGCAUUCACUGACACAAGCGGAGAUGCCAAAGCAUAUCCAUGGAGUUGAAUGUGAUGGUUUCUUUCUCACGUUCAAUAAAAAACACCCAAAAAUAUAUUACGAUAUUAAUAAUGCAGACUGGGAAUCAACCAACCAAACCGGAAACUAUAUUGGAUGGAGCCAUACGACGGCUGCCGGAGGCAGCCAGCCUCACAAUAAUAUGCCGCCAUAUUAUUCCGUUCUAUACUACAUCCGUGCAUGCUGAACAUACCUCAUUCAGUACUCCGCGAAAAAUUGUGCACUGUUGCAAAACAGUGUCCUGUCCCCAACCAAUUUUUUUUAGUUUUUAUUCGAACGAAUUUUUAAUUCCUUAUUCUAAUAAGUUUUUAAUUCAUCCUUUCGCAUUGUUGGAAAUUCUUCUUCUGUGGUCUUCCUAGAUUAUACAAUGGCAGUAAUACUCAACAAAUACAAGCGUCCAAAGUAGUUGACUCACGCAAUGCCCAAAAACCGCUCAUAAUAAUUAUGUUCUAUGUCUGCUGCUCUGUAUAUUAAUUUGAAACAACCCGAAAACUGAAGCAGCGUUUUAAAGUUUUAUAAGGUGUUUCAACUUGAAGUCCAGCCAAAUCUUUCAUUUUCCGUUUUCCGACUUCUCUUGACGUAUAAUUACCACUGUUCACAAUAAUGUCCAUUCUCAUUCUUCUCAUAACGUUCACCUCAGGCACUCAUGACCCAGCUUCUGUGGACAAAAAAACUUCUUGUCCAGGU
Messenger RNA from Paramacrobiotus metropolitanus, 2816 nucleotides. RefSeq lists its product as uncharacterized. The transcript is spliced from 2 exons. NCBI's taxonomy places the organism in Eukaryota, Metazoa, Tardigrada, Eutardigrada, Parachela, Macrobiotidae. Bases 520 to 2316 code for a protein of 598 amino acids. The record is from RefSeq and is a predicted model, not a curated record.